Molecule: messenger RNA, 1247 nt
Organism: Trematomus bernacchii (emerald rockcod)
Lineage: Eukaryota; Metazoa; Chordata; Actinopteri; Perciformes; Nototheniidae
Exons: 5
Coding region: 113-988 (291 amino acids)
Source: RefSeq, a predicted model, not a curated record
UCACCAGCAGCUGUCCGUCAUUUACUCGUUAAGGUCUGAUUGGUCCGGGCUGGUCUCUGGCAACACUUAUAACCGUCCUCCUUUGCCAGGUUCUCCAGUGAAUGCCUUCAUCAUGAUGACUUCACGGUUUGUUGCAGGGGCUUCCCUCUUUGCGAUGCUGAUUGUGAGCAUGUGCUGCCUUCCUGUUAAGCAAGGCUCUUAUCCUGGGGCCUACUAUGGUGGAAGUAAACCCAACACGGCUCCUAAUGUUGGCUUGUACCAGCAAGGGCCCUCUGGUCAGUUUUCACCUGAGGCUGUUGAGUAUUACAAUGUGCCCGCUGAAGGGAUCUACCAAUCACCUUAUCAGGCUGUACCACAGCAGAAGCCCAGUGUCCCUCAGCUAACUGCUCAAAGACAACCAGAACCUGCUGUUGGCCCUGGUUCUUUUGGACCGGUUAAUUCAGGUUACAGGGGAACUUCAGCAAGGCAAAACCCUGACAACUCUGCUCAACCAGAAGCUGUUUAUCAACCUGCCCUUCGAGAAGUCAAAUGGGCUGUUGAACCUCCCAGGAUGCUCUCCGGAGGUGAGGAAGUGUCGACAGGCACCCGUGCCGUUUUCUCCAGUCAACCAGAAAACGUGAGUCCUCCUGGAUCAUUUUACCAGGCAGGGGAGUUGUCCACUUAUUCCCAAAUCUUAGAGCAGGGUAACUCUGAGCAGGAGACGGAGGACCUAGUGCCUCCUCCAGGACCUUUUCCUCUAGGACCUUCUCAACCUCCACCUCAUAGGUCAGAGUCUGCGGGACAAGGAUAUGCUAGACCAAGCUUAACCAGCGAACCUCGACCAGAAGCCAACACGGGCGGAGUUGAGGUCCCUUAUCGGUUCUACGACUUCUUCUUCCUGAACGGACAGUACCCCCCCAGGCACAGUCAGUUUUUCCAGCGACAGCUACGAGCAAGGAAGAGACAGCUUUCAAGACGUUCACUAUGUGAGAGACCAUUUUCCCAAUAACCCUGCACCCGUACAGGGGAGCCAGGCCGCUGCUGCUGCUGCACCCGUCCAGAACUUUUACGCACCCAGGAUACCUGUGAAGAGUCCUUUGAUGGCUGGUUCUGGACGGGAUGGUGCAAAGGCUGCUUCCCCUAGAGGCUUCAGGCAGCCAAUCCGCAACCAGGCCCCUGGCUACAACUUUGGUUAUGGUGGAUACUAGUGACGUGGAUGCCCACAGCAUGAACAAAGAUAUCUGCUAAAUAAAUAUUUUGUUAAUUAC